UUGACGUCGCCCGCCGGGUCUGCCGGGUUUGCCGCCAAAGACGCCAUGCGGCCGCUGAAACUGCCGCUGAAAGCGGUGCUGCGUGCCAGUUCCACUGCCCCGGGAGCCACACCAGGCCCGGCGGCCAAGCCGUCGCCGCCGCCGGCGCCCGCGAAGUCGUCGGCGGGGCCGGCGGUGGUCGGCUUUGUGGCCGGCGCCUCGCUGGCUGCGGCGGCGGUGUAUGUGCUGCUGGACCGGCAGAAGGCACCCCCCGCGCCCAUGAUCAAGAUCACGCCCUCGCCAGAGGCGCUGAAAGCAGCCAAGGAGGCUGCCUCAGCGGCUGCUGAGGCUGCCGAGAAGCCGCAGCCGAAGAAGGAGAAGCCGAAGCCAGAGAAGCCGAAAGCGGAGGCUCAGGAGAAGGAGCCCACGCCAGAGGAGCUCGAGCAGGCCAAAAGAAGGAAGGAAGCCCAAGAUGCGCUGGAGGCGGCCGGGGCGGUGGUGGCGGCAGCGGCCAGCGGGGCGCUGAAAGGCGUGGAGGCGGAGGUGGCCCAAGGCACCCGGCGCCGUGAGGAGGCUUUGGCAGCCUUGAAGCACGCGCUGGACCUCGGUGAGGCUCACAGCAUCAAGGCGGCCCUGCAGGCCGCGCGAGCGGCGAAUCUCAGCGCAGCAGAGAUGCAGCUGGCGGAGUCUUUGUGCACUUCCCUAGAGGAGACAUCCCCCGAAGACCUUCUGGAGAUUCCUGAGGAGUUCCGGGUGGAUCCGAGUGCCGCCUAUGCCAACGAGCUGCAACGCAGUGAGGGCAAGAGCCGGGAGGAGCUGCAGCAGCGUGUGGUGGAGCUCACUCGAUUGCUGGCCACCGCUCGCCUGCACUCCCGCAGCAGACUGGAACAGGCGCUGCAGACGAAGACGGGGGAGGCGGAGCUGAAGUCGCUGCAGGCGCUCUACGGCGCUUUGGGCCGCGCGGAGAAGGACUUCGACGAGGCAGCGGAGGUGGAGUUUCAAGAGCUCAAAAGGAAGCUCCAAGAGGAGCAGCAGGCAGCGGUGGCAGCGGUGCGGGGGCCUGGUUCGGCGGGGUCUGUGGUGGCGCCUGGGAUGCGCUGGGAGCUCGCCUCCUCGGCGCCCGGCGCCGGCGCCGAAGACCUUGCGGAAGAGCCACACGGACCGGAUUUGAGCACCUCGAGCGGCGGCACUGCCCUCAAUGCUCCGUCCCGCGGCCACACCGAUUCCCAAGUGUGGUCGCGGCGCAGUACGGUGGAGGGGGUGUUGACGGUGAAUGACAUGCAGACCAGCACCCGCUUAGAGCAGAAGGAGGUGCUCCGGUGUCGAGAGACGUUGAGCAACAUCCUGGCGGGCAAGAACCAAGUCGCCUUGGACCAGGAGUUCCACAGAUGCGUGAUGUUCAAGAACCGCCUGGUGAUCCGGUGCCAAGUGCUGCACUUUGCGGUCAUGGAGGCGGCGAGGCUCCAGAAUGGCUUUUGCGUGUCGGAGGUCCUUGAGGCGAAGGCGGACGUGAACGCCAAGGCCAUGUACGUCACUGUGAAGGAUGAUGUCACCUACGAGACGGAGCUCGAGGCCAUCCACUUGGCCGCGGGCCUGGGGUCCCUGGAGGCCAUGCGCGCCCUGAGCAACGCGGCCUCCAACGUGCCCCGCCUCGUGUCGAGCUUCGCAACGGUGAACAUCAAGGGCUGCGAUCAGCGCUUUGACUUCUACUGCCCCAUCCAUGAUGCCGCCUACUUGGGCCAGAAGGAUGCAGUGUCCUGUCUCAAGUAA
Molecule: messenger RNA, 1749 nt
Organism: Effrenium voratum
Lineage: Eukaryota; Dinophyceae; Suessiales; Symbiodiniaceae
Source: the annotation of a GenBank genome assembly